Molecule: messenger RNA, 2106 nt
Organism: Pleurotus ostreatus (oyster mushroom)
Lineage: Eukaryota; Fungi; Basidiomycota; Agaricomycetes; Agaricales; Pleurotaceae
Exons: 2
Coding region: 1-2106 (701 amino acids)
Cellular component (GO): SWI/SNF complex
Molecular function (GO): protein binding; zinc ion binding
Source: RefSeq, a predicted model, not a curated record
AUGAGUUCCCCCAAGCGUUCAGGAUCACCCUCGUCAACUUCGGACUCAAAACGGAUACGCUUGUCUGUUCAGCCUCAGACGCAGGGUGCCACCCCCGUCGACCCCGACAAUGCGCCUGGCAAGCGGAGCGAACUCGAGCCAGUUCAAGGUGGUGAUGUUGGAAAUCUGCCUCCCAGCGAUGACAUGGUGGUCGGACCAGCCGAAGAAGGGUUGAAAGUGAAGCUACUAAAAGCCGAGGGGGACGACGAAGAUGGUGGCGAUAUCUCUAUGGGUGACGGAGCUGAGGAAGAGGGCGACUCGGGCGACGAGAACGACGACGAGGAUCCAGCCCAGGCAGAAGCUGCACGCCUCAAGCUCGAAGAGCAGGCGCGAAAGUACCUUGCUGCCCAAACCCACGAAAUCAUAAUACCCUCCUACUCUGCUUGGUUCGACAUGUCCAAAAUUCACCCAGUCGAGAAACGCGCUCUACCAGAGUUCUUCAACUCGCGGAACCGGUCAAAGACCCCAACGAUAUACAAAGAUUACCGCGACUUCAUGAUCAAUACAUACCGGCUUCGUCCUACUGAGUACUUGACUGUCACUGCUUGUCGAAGGAAUUUGGCUGGGGAUGUCUGUGCAAUAAUGCGUGUUCACGCUUUCUUAGAGCAGUGGGGUCUCAUUAACUACCAGAUUGAUCCGGACGGUCGACCAGCAUCAUUGGCGCCUCCGUUCACUGACCACUUCCGCGUCAUUCUUGAUACCCCACGCGGGCUGCAAUCUCUGCAUCCAGGGACUCGUAUGGCAAGUCGCGGUGCAAACAAUUCUAAUGCCGCGACCACAAACGGUGGAGCCAAGUCCUCCGCUACCCCUGCUUCCCUUGAACUUCGGUCCAAUAUAUACCAAACCACGUCUAAAGCAUCUCGCCAAAUAUCUCCAACCGAAGCUGCUGCACUCACUAACGGAGCUUCGACGCGUCCUGGCCUCAGUGGACAGUACUCCUGUGACACCUGCGGUUCUGAUUGUUCGUCCGUUCGCUACCACUCCUUGAAGGAAAAGAAAUUCUGCGUCUGCCCCCCAUGCUAUCUCGGCGGACGAUUUCCGUCGACAAUGUUCAGCGGCGACUUUGUCAAACUUACGACCGCCCCACCAGGCGUCUCGCAAAGCAACUCUGCGAAUGACGGCUGGUCCGACCAGGAAAUCCUACUGCUGCUGGAGGGUGUAGAGAUGUACGAUGACGACUGGUCGCGUGUUGAAGAACACGUUGGGACGCGCACGGCUCAGCAAUGUAUCCGCAAAUUCUUGGAGCUUCCGAUUGAAGAUCCCUACCUUGACACGGAAGCAUCGAUGGGACCAUUGCGCUUUGGCCGUAUACCGUUCGAGCAGGCCGAUAACCCAGUUAUGAGUGUGGUUGCUUUCCUAGCGGGCGUCGUCGGCCCCGGGGUGGCCGCGGAAGCAGCCAAAUCAGCCCUCCACGAGAUCACGGAUGCAGAUAAAAAAGAGGACAUCGUUGCCGCUGCAGACGGCGAAACCACUGGCGACGGCCAGGAUGCCACGAAAGACACUGACCACAAGAUGGAAGAAGACCCGGCGGAAGAAGUUUCUGGCAACGUCGCAGAGAGCCACACCACAUCGCCAGCACCGGAAGGCAUGUCCGUCGACUCUCCGCCUAAAAAGCCCACUCCUACCCUCCCGCAUUCUAAAGUUGUUCGCGCCGCCCGACUAGCACUCAAAUCCUCCGCUAGGGCAGCCCAGACUCUCGCUGAUGCGGAGGACGCACAAAUUCGCAGCUCCCUAGCUUCCUUGAUCAAACUCACACUCACGAAAUUGGAACUCAAAAUGGCACAGUUCGAUGAGCUAGAGGAGAUUUUGGAAGAGGAGCGAAAGGCCCUGGAGAGUUCUCGGAUGGCCCUCAUUUCUGAACGUUUGGGUCUCAAGAAGAUGCUCGACACUGUUAAGGCUGAGAUAGCCAGAAGCGGUGGCAUUGCUCCUGGCUCGAAUGUCGCAAACUUGGUCGCAAAUGCAAACAUCGUAGGGCAGGGUUCUCAAGCAACAGAGGUGCCAGUCACAACUCCCCUCAAUGGCAAUGCGGGACCAGUGCAGGAUGGCAACAAGCUCCAGCUGAGCUAA